AUGUCCUGCCAUUUGUUCUGGACUUUCCAGAAGCGCUUAUUGCGGGACUUGGUGAAGCAGAUUAUGGAGGAAGCAGUCACCAGGAAAUUUGUUCACGAAGACAGCAGCCAUAUUGUUUCCCUUUGUGCUGCGGUGGAGGUGUGUGUUUUACACGGGCUCAAACGUCGAGCGGCAGGCUUUCUUCGGAGCAACAAAAUAGCCGCCCUGUUCAUGAAGGUGGGCAAGAGCUUCGCCCCGGCUGAGGAGCUGUGCAAGAAAGCCCAGGAGCUGGAACAGAUUAUCGAGACUAAACGGAGCCAAAGCUUGCAAAGCCAGGACAGCAUGCGCAAAAUGCCUCGGCUUCCCAGCCUCACUCCCAAGGCCGUUAAGAACUUGUGGAUCCGGACGGCUCUUUUCGAGAAGGUGCUGGACAAGAUUGUCCUCUUCCUGGUAGAAAACAGCAGUAAAUAUUACGAGAAAGAGGCUGUUCUAAUGGACCCUGUGGAUGGACCUAUCCUUGCUUCUUUGCUGGUGGGUCCUUGUGCUUUGGAGUAUACGAAAAUGAAAACAGCCGACCACUUUUGGACCGAUCCCUCAGCUGACGAGUUGGUUCAAAGGCAUCGCAUACACAGUGGUCACUGCAGGCAGGACUCGCCCACCAAGAGGCCUGCAUUGUGUAUCCAGAAGCGUCACUCCAGUAGCAGCAUGGACGAGCGCCCGUCUCCCUCGCCAUCAGCGCGCGACUACGUUGAGUCACUGCAUCAAAACAACAGGGCAACUCUGCUGUUUGGGAAAAACAAUGUGCUCGUUCAGCCGAGAGACGACAUGGAAGCUAUUCCAGGUUACCUCUCCCUACACCAGACGGCUGACCUCAUGACACUGAAGUGGACACCCAAUCAACUCAUGAAUGGCUCCGUUGGCGACUUGGACUACGAACGAAGUGUUUAUUGGGACUAUGCUAUGACAAUCCCUCUUGAAGAGAUCGUGUACUUGCAUUGCCAUCAACAAGUUGACAGUGGAGGCACAGUAGUGCUAGUCAGUCAGGAUGGCAUCCAACGGCCCCCUCUUCGCUUCCCCAAAGGAGGCCACCUGCUCCAGUUCCUGUCCUGUCUGGAAAACGGUUUGCUUCCACAUGGCCAGCUGGAUCCUCCUCUCUGGUCCCAGAGGGGAAAGGGUAAAGUGUUUCCAAAGCUGAAGAAGAGGCUCCCUCAAGGAUCUGGAUCUGCAGACUCGGUCUCAGAUAAGGAGGAGGAAGAAGCCACAGACUACGUCUUCCGCAUCCUCUUUCCGAACAGCCAGUCAGAGUUCGUGACUCCACCAGAUUUGAUGGACCAGAGCCCUGCAAUGUGGCAUCCCCCUCUCAGGAAGUCUUCCUGCUCAUCCUGCUCCCAGGGCAGCCUCUCCGAUGGGUCCACGCCCAAAGGGUGCAACCAAGAGAGGACUCCCCUGAAGCUGCUUUGUGACAAUAUGAAAUAUCAGAUCAUCUCCAGGGCAUUUUACGGCUGGCUGGCAUACUGCCGUCACCUGUCGACUGUGCGCACUCACCUUUCGGCUCUUGUCAAUCACACCAUUGUGUCGCCCGACGCGCCGUGCGACGCAUACAAAGGACUUACGGCAGAUGUGUGGCAGAUGUUUCUCCAGGAUCAUACCACCUACAAGGAACAAGAGCUACUUCGUUUGGUCUAUUUUGGCGGUGUGGACCCUUCACUGCGUAAGGAGGUGUGGCCGUAUCUCUUGGGGCAUUACCAAUUUGAAAUGUCUGAAGGCGAAAGGAAAGAGGUGGAUGAGCAGGUGCGAUUGUGCUAUCAGCAGACCAUGCGUGAAUGGCUGGGCUGUGAGGAGAUUGUUCGACAGCGGGAGAAGGAGCAACACGCUGCUGCCUUAGCCAAGUGCUUUUCAGGGGCGAGCAUGGACAGUACCAGUCCAAAGAUGGUUCAUCACGACUCAACCGUCAGCAAUGAGUCCCGGUCCUCCCUGAGUUCUGAUAGGCAGAGUCUGGCUCGUCUGCAGAGUGACUCAAGCACCAGCACACAGGUGUUUGAGUCUGUAGAGGAGGUGGAGCAGAUCGAAACAGAAUCCAAGAGCGAAGAAGCCAAGCUUUUGCCAAAGAUGACCAAUGGGGCGCUCCAAAAUGGCCCAAGUUCUCCGGAUUCUGGGCAUCCUUCUUCCCGGAACUUCUCAGUGACCUCCGGCUUGUCAGACGGCUCACUCAGCACGGAAGACAGUGGCGCACCUGAAGCUGGCCUGAAAGCUUCAACCAAACUUCCUCAAGAUUCAGGUCUGACAGAGCAGGAAAAACCAAAUGUGACCAAGACUGAAGUGCUGGGUGUACUGGAAGAAUCCAACAAGUCAGAGGAACCCAAAGUACAGGAGACUCAGAGUGGUGAUGUUGCCUCAAAAGGAAGAGAAGUGCCUAACAAAGAUAGUACAUUCCUGCCAGGAACAUGCACAGAAUCCCAAGAUCAUACUGAACAAAGACUGAAAAACCAAGAUGUCAAGAAAACUGAAGGAGAGCCUCAGACAGAAUGGUGCAAAGUAGAAGACAAAUCCAGCCAAGGUGAGGCAUUACAAGAGGUGAGAUUCAUUAAGAAUCCCAGAUCAUCUGAAGUUGACAAAACACUUAUUUUAGCAGACACUAGGGUGUCCAGAGCCAGAGAGGCCUACUGUACAUCUCAGAAAGCGGAAGCUCAGGUCCUGACUGAAUCUGAUGAGUCCCCUUCAGCCAUAGAGAUGGAGGAGAUUCCCAAAGCCAAUGUUUCCAUGGUGCCCUUGAGCAGGAAGGACUUGGAGGACUUGGCUCCUUAUACGGAUCUCCGACCUGAGGGGCAAGAAAAGCCCAGUCCCGAAGGAACCGAGUCCAUUUUGUCUGAGGAGCCAGAGAUGGAGAGCCUCUACCCUCACUUUGAGCCACUGGAUGGAUGUGCAGACAUUGAAGAUGCUUGUUCUCUCCAAUCUGCUGGGAGUGCCUUCUCUCAAGAGCUUUUAGACUUGUACACAUUGAAUUUGCACCGCAUUGAAAAGGACGUACAGCGCUGUGACAGGAACUACUGGUACUUCACUCCUGCAAACCUGGAAAAGCUCCGCAACAUCAUGUGCAGCUAUAUCUGGAGGCACCUUGACAUCGGUUACGUUCAGGGUAUGUGCGACCUGUUGGCUCCACUUCUCGUCAUUCUGGAUGACGAGGCCAUAGCCUUUAGCUGCUUCACAGAGCUCAUGAAGAGGAUGAAUCAAAACUUUCCACAUGGCGGAGCGAUGGAUACUCACUUUGCCAACAUGCGCUCUCUGAUCCAAAUCCUGGAUUCAGAACUUUUUGAGCUGAUGCACCAAAACGGAGACUACACUCACUUCUACUUCUGUUACCGCUGGUUCCUCUUAGACUUCAAGCGAGAGUUGGUCUACGAUGACGUUUUUGCAGUCUGGGAAACCAUCUGGGCGGCUAAGUUUGCUUCCUCUAGUCACUUUGUCCUCUUUAUCGCCUUGGCUCUAGUGGAAAUCUACAGGGACAUCAUCCUGGAGAACAACAUGGACUUCACUGAAAUUAUUAAAUUCUUCAAUGAGAUGGCUGAGCAUCACAACAUCAAGCAGAUUUUGACCUUGGCAAGAGAUCUGGUGUAUAAAGUGCAGAUGCUGAUAGAGAACAAGUGA
Molecule: messenger RNA, 3624 nt
Organism: Nerophis lumbriciformis (worm pipefish)
Lineage: Eukaryota; Metazoa; Chordata; Actinopteri; Syngnathiformes; Syngnathidae
Source: RefSeq, a predicted model, not a curated record